GCGGGGAGCGACAUGCCCAGCGCCGCCCUCUCCCCCCCGACAGCAGCGGCCCUCGCAGCCCUCGCCCUCGUACUGCUCCCGCACAUCCCCCGCCUCCUUUCCUGUGCCACACUCUGUCUCUCCAUCCUCGCGCUCGCUCUCGCUGCCUUGUUCUGCGCCGCCCUCACCACUGAUUAUGCCCGGACGCCACAGCUCCUUCGACAACGCAGCGUUCUCUACCGGCUGCGUCUCAGCCCCGCGCCUUCAAGGUCGCCAACAAAGUCGCCCAUAUCCUCCUUCUCUUCCCAAGUGAACGCCGCCAUUUCCGCUUUCUUAGAUCUAGUCGUGCAACAUUUUGUCAUUCCAUGGUACUCUCGCAUAUCCCCUUCUCCCGACUUCCCCGAUGCCCUCGAAGAGCUCAUCCAAAACGCCAUCGCACAGGUUGCCGAAAAGUCGGACAAAGUCGACUGGCCGUCCUUUGUGGUGUCAAAGAUCCUGCCCAUCGUCACAGACCACCUUCGCCACUACCGCGCAAUUGAACACCUUCCUGUCGGGCCCCAAGCUCUUCCUCUUCCACUCCCACCACAUCCCCACAAGGCUCUCACCGAUCCGCAUCUUGCAGCCCAGGCAAUAGAAGAACAUCUCCGCCAGACUCUGUCCCGUAUUCUACCUGAUCUUUUACCAAAGUCCGAACAGACCCCUGUUGUGUUCACACUCGUACAGGAGAUCCUUCUCGGCUCAGUAGUCCUUCCUGGUUUCCAAAUGGUAUGUGAAAGUGACUUUUGGAACAGACAGAUAGACGAACGAGUCGGACAGUACCUGCAUGAGCAGAAGCAGGUAGAUCAAUUCCUUUCAGCCCUUUCUAGCUUUCCUGCCACUUCGCCUUCUGUACGGUCGCCUACGGUGAGCAGAGUAAGGCGCAAAUCUCAUUCCAAAAACCCCUCGAUCGAUGCCAAUUCGUCUUCAAGUCAGUUUGACGUCUUUCUCAAAUCUAUCAGGAAGCUGUGGACAUUGGGAGAGGCUAGAAGAUUAAAGGCCGAUGUGGAGCGAGAAUUGAGGAGUGCGAGACUUGCACUUGAUGAAGAAAACAAGGAACUGGACGAUGCUGGACCCACUCACCAAUCGACUGAUAAGGCUCCAAGCAAAGGUACUAGAAAGUCCCAGAAAUAUGUAGAAAGACUGGUAAGGGCCAAGUCGGCCAUUGACUCUAGGAUUGUCGAACUCUCGGGAGGAAGUAAGCCUUCCAACUCGGGGCCAACUUUUGUUUCUCUGGACACAUCUCAACCUAUCUCUCUCUACUCCAUCCUCUCCAACCCUUCAUCUCUUGCCUACUGGCUCGAGUUUAUGGACCGCCGCCACCGAUCUCGUCUUGUACAAUAUUGGCUGACGAUUGAGGGCUUCAAAGACCCGCUGGAAGCGACGGGUACAGACGUAUCCGAGGACAGCAAAUCAACGGAGAGAAACAUCCACGAUACGACCAUUGAAGAUGCCCAGUCUCUGUACGCGACAUACUUCUCUGCGCCUCAAUCCGCGUCUGUGUUUAUAUCACCACAGCAUCAGCACAUGAUCGAAACAGCUGCCUCGUCAUCACAUAACUUAUCGCCGCAAGACAUUGCACGCGUCAGGCGAGCAGUCUUUGCUUCUCAGCGAGAAGUAUAUGAACAGAUGGAGGACGAAGACUGGAGCGCUUUUAGUAAAAGCGAACUGUACCUCAAGGCUGUAGGAGACCUGCAGAGGACCCACUCAGCAUUGAAAAGUGCUUCUGCGGUCAAUGCUGACGUUCAAACACCAGAUAAUCGUAGAGCCACUCUUUCAAGAACGCCUUCGCCAAUGGCCCAGGUGCAUCAUUCUCUCCCUCGGCAUCAGACACCAGCUCUACUUCACCGGCCCCUGCAGCAAAUUACACCGCAGACUCCCAAGGUGAUCAACUUUCUUAAGCCGCACUCUCCAGCCUCAGUCUCUUCCCCAUCUCUUCCUCCAGGCCCUAGCUCUGUUCAGCAAAAACGCCAGUCUCUUCCCCCAGCAAUACUUACAGCACCAACAACGCCAGCGGGGCCUUCAAUCUCUGUAAGCGAGUUCGUCAGAGUUGCCUCUCCUCCGCCCUUUGGAAGGAGCGUUAGCGAUUCAAGAGACUCGCUAAACAGCAGUUCAAACGAUUCGGCAGGGCGCCGAAAAGGCAGUGCAAACGAAAUGAAUUCUCCUUCUCCUUCAUUAUCGCCGUCGUACGCAUCCACACCUCUGAUUCUCUCUCCAAAACUUGUUUCGCCCCCUCCACCGUCUGCGAAACACUCCAGCCAACUUAAUUUCCUUAUCGGUAACGAGGAGAACGGCGAGUCACAUGGAAGAGAUAGACUUUUUGGGGACGAGCCUGACGAUUCAAGGGAAUGGGAGAGGGGAGAGGAGGCAAGAAGGAUCGAGGCGAUCCAGGCUGCCUUGAGCGAGAUCAUUGCAGAUGAUAACGGAAAGAGAAGUAAUGAUGGAACACCAUCAGACUCCUUGAUGAGUGAACGGGAAAAGCCUCGGGAAAGAGGAAAUGACAUGUCAAGCUCCUUGAUCCUUGGUAGUGCAACUGAUAAAAAAGAAAGAAAACGAAAGUCAAGGAGCCUCGAAGAUUUGAAGAGUGCUUCUCUGUUGUCAUCCACCACCUUUUCUUCGGCUGCAAACUUGUCUCAGGAGCCAGGUCGAAACUCUAGCAAGCUUCUUUUUGAAGAUGAUUUGCCAGAGGAUGAUUUGAGCAGCACACCUUCAGUAGAAGAAGACAGCGAUAUACCGCACAAUGUCCCUCUCCCUGUUCCUGGCGAUCUUCAGCUUACCGCCCAGAUUUCCGAGCUUGAUGCAAACCUGCUCGAGCUGGACAAACAAAACGAGCUUCUUUCCACCCUAGUCCGCCAGGCUGAGCUCACAGGCAACCAGAAAGAACUGAAGAUCUUGCGCAAGAGUCAAUCAAGUGUCCAAAGAGAGACUAGGGCGAAGCAGUGGCAGAAACAAGAAUAUGAGCGGGUACAGGAUGAAAGUAGGCUCGUGCCAGGCCGAACCAGGGUAUCAAUCCCGUCCGCAGCAGUCACUGAAGAUACUGAAAACACAUCCGCUUCGACGUUGGGAGUCGUCGGGCCAAAACAGGUUGUGAGGUAUACCAUCCAUGUCUGUCAGAUUGAUGAUGGUCAUCCAGCUGCAAAGUGGGCUGUGUCAAGACGGUAUAAUGAGUUCUGGGAAUUGGAUAAGAACCUCAAGGAAUGGGCGAGUGAACAUGGAGAUCUUGAAACUACUGAAACGUUGAGAAAAGUAGAGAUACCGGGGAAAAGCCUGGUUGGAGGUAUUUCAGCAAACUUUGUAGAGUCUAGAAGGACGGGGCUCGAAAAGUACCUUCAGGGAUUGAUGACAUCACCUACUAUAUGUGACUCGACUCAUCUUCGAUCUUUUCUAUCUCGCUCUAAUUCCCUUGUCCCUUCCGCAAUUAGAACGCAGCCCGCGGUCACCCAAUUGACAAAGCUUCCACAUAACUUGAUGAAAUCAUUCUAUAAGAGUAUAUCUUUAGGUCCUCCCUCGGAAGAUAUGUUCAAUGCCAAUACGGCGGACGUGAUGUACAGUGGUCUUACCCGACAGAUCAACGAUCUCGGGGGAUUUGUAGGCCUUGGUUUGGGAAGUCCAGAAGUUGAAGUCAAAGAAGGCCAUGUACAGGUCACUCGAGACGUUUCAGUAGAAGGGAUGACGAGCUUCACGGGUCCCAUAUGCGAUCUGUUCAUAGAAUUGUUUGAUCUUAAAGAGAAGAAUUGGUUGAGGAGGCAAGCAGUCAUUGUGAUUCUUCAGCAAUUCCUAGGAGGAACCAUCGAACGAAAAGUCAGAGAUUAUUUUCGUUCAGUAACCUCCCAAUCAUCUUUCUUGCGCAUCAUUCAGAAUUUGCAAGACACUCUUUUCCCUUCAGGCAAACGCCGAACAUCGACUGCAUCUCGUUCGGAAGAAGAAAAAGCAGAAACUAGAGCAAGGGCUGGAAAGAAGCUGGGACUGCUGAUUCCAGACGUCGCUGCGAAUAUGAUUGGCCGAGGAAACGCCAGGAGGGCUGCAAGGCGUGUGUUCGGAGUCUUACAAGAUGAGAGGCUAAACCAACAAUUGAUGCUACGCAUCCUUGAUACUGUUCUGGAUACAAUAUUUCCUUCAAUGGAAGGUUCUGGGGUGACUUAUUGAUAGCUGUGCUUCACUUUCGUUCGUUUUGGGUUUUUAUACAGGCGUAGGUUCAGUUAUACCUAACGCCAUCAUGAACCCAAGCGAUAGGUUUGGUUGCUAACAACCUACCAGGGUCGGGUUAAGCGGUUUGAUGAUUAUGACUUUGAUGCAACUUCCUUUCAUUAUCCCUGCA
Messenger RNA from Cryptococcus deneoformans JEC21, 4333 nucleotides. RefSeq lists its product as hypothetical. Lineage: Eukaryota; Fungi; Basidiomycota; Tremellomycetes; Tremellales; Cryptococcaceae. Gene Ontology annotation, molecular function: phosphatidylinositol binding. The record is from RefSeq and is a predicted model, not a curated record. Gene Ontology annotation, cellular component: intracellular membrane-bounded organelle. The coding region runs from base 13 to 4161 and encodes 1382 amino acids. The transcript is spliced from 6 exons.